AGAGGGGUGCUAACUUGGCCACCCAACCCAGCAGGUCAGGGGCGGGCCAUAGAUUCGAAUCCUACCACCUUUCUUGUGGAUCAUCCUGUGGUUACCAGAUGAUGGGAAUAACAAAGCAGAAAUUUAUAAAUGAGCAGAGCACGAAAUGUACAUAAUAUAUGAAUUCUUUCAUUUAUCGUUAUUUCCGGGUCUUUUCGUUGCAUUCACUUACAACAAGAAACAACCACCUGCGUUUGGUGCAGCACCUGCAUUUUGGUGCAUUCUUCUUUCUUUCCUCGGUCUUUCGUUCCGUCAUAUUCCUAAUAACUUAUCCAAUUACAACGUAUUAACCGCUAAUGCACCUUUCUUUUAUCAAAUAUCAGGGACAUGGUCUAAUCAUGAGGGUAGUAUUUUAUCAUGGUGUCGGAUCCCACGUUUUUAUGGAUUCCUUCUUUGUUACCGGGGUCGACCCCAAAGCCAUAAUGUCUCAAAACGAGGAGGCCAUAGAGAAGUUUUGUAUUACUUUGUCUCGAACUUCGUGAAGAACUCCAUUCUAUCUCUCUCUCGUUACGAACAAAAAAUAGGGGCUGCACCCCAGUUGUACCCUGAAAGGAUAAUUAGCUUUGCUCCUCUGGGUGCUAGGCGAUCCCGUGGUUCGCGAGAAGGAAAAAGAAGGACUCAUCCUUUGUUGCAUCUGGCACGAUAUGAUAAAGAGAGAGCUUCGUCUAUCGAUGAACAGCGGAUUGACGGAGCUCUUGGCAUUACUUUGUUUUUCUCUCCUUUCCUAUCAGCGAGUUCCGAUCCUUUUGUUCGACAUUUCUUCGUUCGUACCGAAACGCUUGCAGAAUCAAACAGUGCUAUGGGCUUUGGAUUAUGUAGAUAAAAAAUUCUUAAUCGGAUUGUGGCACUCCACUCGCCGCCAAUGCGGAAGGAUGCCGCCGAAAAGAAGGGAACGCUGCUUCGCUCUCCUGGAUGCGUCGGAUCCCGUAUAACAAGCGAGCUUUUUACCAUUAAAUUAAAACAUGUGGUCGCAAAAUGCUAUCCAGCUCUCUUGUUGCGUAGCAAUAGAAGCCUGCUCAUGCUGCUUUGGCGGCGCUUUUUUAUCUUCUCUUCGCUCUGGACAGGAGCGCUAGUGGACACGGGGAGGGAGCAGGCGAAGCGUGUCGUUCGUAAUGAACAGAAAGAGACCACUACUUCGCCUCUUUGUUGGAGCGCCGGCGUGAACACAGUGGUAUCUGACCAGGACCAGAAACAGAUUUGAAUUUGGAUCUUGACAUGUCGGUGGUUUUUAACCGUGGGCAUCAUACCAGGAAGUUGGUGGCCUCAUCAUGAAUUAGGUCGGGGUGGCUGGUGGUUUCGGGAUCCCGUAGAAAAUGCUUGUUUUAUGCCUUGGGUAUUAGCCACAGCUUGUAUUCAUUCCGUAAUGCUACCCCUUCUUCAUUCUUGGAUCUCGUUUCUUAAUAUUGUUACUCUUCCAUGAUGUGUCUCAGGAACCUUUUCAAUACGGUCCGGAUUGCUAGCUUCCGUUCAUAGUUUUGCUACAGAUGAUACACAAGGAAUUUUUUUAUGGAGGUUCUUCCUUCUAAUUACCGGCAUAUCUAUGAUUCUUUUCUCCUAGAUGAAGCAACAGGCAUCGGUCCGUAGAACU
Vicia villosa (hairy vetch) is the source of this 1627-nucleotide messenger RNA. Its product is annotated as probable cytochrome c biosynthesis protein. Gene Ontology annotation, cellular component: membrane. Gene Ontology annotation, molecular function: heme transmembrane transporter activity. Gene Ontology annotation, biological process: heme transport; cytochrome complex assembly. The record is from RefSeq and is a predicted model, not a curated record. Lineage: Eukaryota; Viridiplantae; Streptophyta; Magnoliopsida; Fabales; Fabaceae.